CCCGGAGCACCGGCGGCGCCGCCGUCAUGGCGGCGCGGGCGGCGCUGGAGGUGGCGGCGGUGUCGCGGGACGUGGUUUUGUACCAGCACGACCGCAGCCGCUUCUUCCGCCUCGUGGGGCUCUUCUGCACGGGCCAGGGGCUCUUCUGGGCCUACCUGGCGCAUUUCGCCUUCACGGCGCUGCGCCCCGCGCCCGGGCCCGGGCCCGACGAUCCGCUGCGGCCCCGCGACAACAAGUGGCGCUUUGGCUUCACGGCGUCCUGCCUCACCGUCGGCUCGCUGACGCUGGCCGCGGGCUGCGUGCUGCCGCUGCGCUCCGUGAGCCGGGUGACGCUGCUGCGGGGCGGCUCCGCCGUCACCAUCGGCACCCCCGGGCCGCUGGGGCUGGGCCGGCGCAGCCUCACCGUGCCGCUGCGGGACGUGUCCGGCCGCGCACACCGGCUCGAGGUGAGGGCGGCCAUCCCCAUCAAGGUCCGCGGCCGCCCCUUCUUUUUCCUGCUGGACAAGAACGGGAGCUUCAGCGACCCCCGGCUCUUCGACAUCACCGUGGGAGCCCUCCGAAAGUUCUAGGCCGGGGACACGGCGGUGGGGUCACCUGGGGACACCUGAGAGCACCUGGGAUCACCUGAGCUCAUGUGAUGACACCUGGGGACACCUGAGCUCACCUGAGUGCCCCUGGGGACACCUGGGAUCACCUGCGGAUGGAGUGUGGGACACCCAGCGGAGCAUGGACAUGGGGGGACAGUGGGACCGUCACUUGUCACCGCAGAAUAAAGCGUGGAACGUCCACCCAGCUCUGAGGGGGACACUGGCGUUGUCAUUUUGUCACCCCCACAAAUAAAGAGUGAAACGCA
Hirundo rustica (Barn swallow) is the source of this 853-nucleotide messenger RNA. It is a transcript of the gene TMEM223, whose product is annotated as transmembrane protein 223. The transcript has 2 exons. The record is from RefSeq and is a predicted model, not a curated record. Gene Ontology annotation, cellular component: mitochondrion. Gene Ontology annotation, biological process: nervous system development. Bases 27 to 569 code for a protein of 180 amino acids. NCBI's taxonomy places the organism in Eukaryota, Metazoa, Chordata, Aves, Passeriformes, Hirundinidae.